Molecule: messenger RNA, 693 nt
Organism: Geodia barretti
Lineage: Eukaryota; Metazoa; Porifera; Demospongiae; Tetractinellida; Geodiidae
Source: the annotation of a GenBank genome assembly
CUGAUCACGCUGCGCGCAGCCGAGCUGGUUCAAAAGGCAGAUGUCAUACUCUACGACAGGCUGGUAAACAAGGAGAUACUCGCGAUGGCCAGGGAUGGUGCACAGAAGAUCUACGUGGGCAGGGCAGUGGGCGAUGACACCACCCACCAGGAUGCCACAAACAGGCUGAUGGUGCACCAUGCAGAGGCCGGAAGGGACGUGGUGCGCCUCAAGGGCGGGGAUCCGACGAUCUUUGGAAGGGGAGGCGAAGAGGCCGAGUACCUGCAGGCGCACAAGAUCAGAUACGAGAUCAUACCCGGGAUCACGUCUGGAAUCGGAUCCGCCGCAUACUCGGGGAUUCCAUUGACCCACAGGCAGUACGCCUCGUCGGUGGCAUUCGUUACGGGCCACGAAGACCCCACAAAGGGCGAGGAGGCGGUAAAGUGGGAGGCGCUGGCAGGAUCUGUGGACACCAUAGUGGUCAUGAUGGGACUGUCCCGCAUCGGGGAGAUCUGCCGUCAGCUGGUUCAGGGUGGCAUGGAUCCCAAGACCCCGGUGGCCGUAAUCCAGAACGGCACCACGCCACUGCACAGGAUGGUUACGGGGGACCUCACGGACAUAGCAGAUGUGGUAGGGAAGAGUGGCAUCACCCCGCCAACCAACAUUAUAAUAGGAAAGGUGGUCGAUCUGUCAAAAGAGAUAGGGUGGAGGUAG